AUGCAGUUCACAAAGUCCCUCCUGCUGCUGGCAGCCCUCACCACUGGCUCCCUUGCACACCGCGUGCACGGCCACGCAAGACGCCAGUCACCCGCCGCCACUUCGUCUGCCGUUCCCUCCUCCUCUGGCUCUUCUUCCGGGGGAUCCUGGACCGCCACACCUGCUAGUGGAUCCUACUCUACUGCCGGAUUUGGCGCUUCCACUGCCAACAGCGGCUCUGAUAUCACCUACCAAGGCAACGUCGGCAACCCUUGGGGUAGCAAUAUCAUUGAGGUGUCGGAGAGCGACGCCUCGAACUACAAGUACGUGGCCGCCAUCUCGGGCCAGAACACCGAGGCCUGGACGGUUGUCUUCUGGAACAAGUAUGGUCCUGACGGCAAGAUGGACGGCUGGUACGGCAACGCCGCCACCAAGUACGUUGCCUUCGACGAUGACACGAACGGUGGCUUCGCUGCGGCUCCCGGCAGCAUUCCCACCGACUCCGGCGGCGGAUACGCCUCCACCUGGGGUGAAUUUGACUUCGGCAGCAACGGUAACUCGGGCUGGUCCGGUUUCGAUGUCUCCGCUAUUGUGGCCCAGAACGCUGGUCUCACUGUCCAGGGUAUGAAGAUGUGUGACGUCUUCAGCGGUACCUGCUCUACUAUCACUCCCGGUGCCGCAUCGGUGGACAAUGCUUAUACCACUGCCGAGACUGACAUCGGUGGUAUCGGUGGUAAUAUCUCUGGCGACGGCCCGGUCCGUAUCGCUGUUACUAUCGACUACAGCGGCUAA
Aspergillus bombycis is the source of this 771-nucleotide messenger RNA. RefSeq names its product putative allergen. The transcript is spliced from 2 exons. NCBI's taxonomy places the organism in Eukaryota, Fungi, Ascomycota, Eurotiomycetes, Eurotiales, Aspergillaceae. Gene Ontology annotation, molecular function: IgE binding. The record is from RefSeq and is a predicted model, not a curated record. The coding region runs from base 1 to 771 and encodes 256 amino acids. Gene Ontology annotation, cellular component: extracellular region.